AAUGGUGGAUGCUAAACAAUUGAUACCUAUGAAGCGAUUUUUGGAGUCAUAGCAAGAUAAAAUCAAAUUAUUUUCUAUUGAUUAACCAGAACAAAUUCAUAUGUAAAUUAAUAAUCAUAUAUCAAGUUACCAUAAUAUAGGUCGUGUAACGAAAAUUGAAACAAAAACUUUAUAGGAAUAAAAAUCAAAUACAUCCAUAGGAUUCUUCGCACUUUAUGGUAUAAUGUAAUUAAAGAAUUGGUCAUAUUUAUUAUUGGUUACAGAAGCCAAUAUGGUUGGAUAAAUAUUGCAAAGAACAAUAUUGUAAGUAGAAUAGAUAAGUUUCUUACCCUUAGUUUCUAAUGGGAGAUUAAAUGAGUAAUACUAUUUAUUAAUCUAAUUUUUUUAGCAUUCAUGCUGAUGAUUAAACUUAUUGUAAAAUGUUAAAGGAAGUAUUUUCCACAAAAACAUUAUAUUUUAGUUAUGAAUAUGAUUUAUCUAAUCCCUUCGAUAAAGUUAUGGGGAAUAAUUCUCAAUUCGGUACUUAAUAAAAAACAAGUGAAGGACUACAUUAUUAUAAGAUUCCAAACUAUCGUUUUGUAUAUAAUUGGGAACAUAUCAAAUUUUUAAAUCAAUUUUAAAGUACUAAUCUACCAGCUUUACAAUAUUGGUAAACUAUAUUCAUAAGUGGAUGUGUUUUGAUUAGAUAUUGUAAACUAAAUCAAUAAUCUGAUUGUUUUUUAAUUUUGGUUAGUAGAAGAGAGACAUUAAGAUCAGGUAGAAGAUUUGUAUAAAGAGGAUGUGAUUAAGAUGGAAAUUGUACUAAUUUUGCAGAAACUGAAUAAAUAUUAAUACUCAAUAAACAAGAGUCAAGAGAUAUAUAUUCAUUUGUAUAAACUCGAGGAUCUAUGCCAUUUAAUUGGUAAUAAUAGCCAACAUUAAAAUGGGCACCUAAAGCAACUAUUAUAGGAGAUAGAUCAUAUAAUUCUGAAUUAUGUAAAAAACAUUUUGAAAAAUGUGCAGAAUCAUAUUAAUAAUUAUAAAUAAUUUUAAAUUUAAUUGAUAAAAAAGGAACAUAAAAAAUGUUAGGAGAAUAUUUUACAAGUAUGAUAAGUAGUGUUAAAACAGUAAAAACUAAAUAUGUUUGGUUUGAUUUUCAUCAUGAAUGUAGAAAUAUGAAAUAUGAGAAUCUUUCUAAAUUAUUAAAUGAAAUUAAAGAAGAUAUCAAAAAAUCAGGAUAUUUUCAUGCUGAAAUUGAUAAAAACAAUUAUAAUAUUUUAUCUAAUAUACAUUCAUAAUAAUCAGGAGUUGUAAGAACAAAUUGUAUGGAUUGUUUAGAUAGAACUAAUGUAGUUUAAUCAGUUGUUAGUAGAAAUUUCUUAUUACAUAUUUUAAAUUAAGCAAAUAUUAUCCAUACAUUAACAGGUGAAGCCUUAUAAGUAUUACCUAAUGAUCUUGAAUAAAUAUUUAGAGAUCAAUGGACUAAAAAUGCAGAUAUAAUGAGUGUUUUAUAUUCAGGAACUGGAGCAUUAAAAACUGAUUUUACAAGAACUGGUAAAAGAACAUUCUGGGGUUCAUUAUAAGAUGGUAAAAAUUCAUUACAUAGAUAUUAUAUUAAUAAUUUUGUUGAUGCUCAUAAUUAAGUAAAAUAAUAUUUAUAAAUAUUAGAAUUGUAUUGAUUUAGCAUUAGGAAAAUUGGAUGCAGAUAAAAUUAAUUAUAAAAAGUCAAAAUUUAAUGGAGUAUUACAACUUUUCAUUUUUGUAAUUUAAUAUUUUUAUUUUAUAGAUUAUAAUCUUAAUGUAUAUCAUGACAAGCUUUUUACCUGGAUUAAUUUUAGAUGAUUCAUCUACAUAUCGUAAUUCUUGUUUAAUUAAAUUAUUUAUUAUUGGGAUAAGUCUGUUUAUUACAAGUAAGAUUUUACUGAAAACAUAUUAUUUGUUUAUAUCCAAACCAAUAAGAGAUCAAAAUUGA
Molecule: messenger RNA, 1951 nt
Organism: Paramecium pentaurelia
Lineage: Eukaryota; Ciliophora; Oligohymenophorea; Peniculida; Parameciidae
Source: the annotation of a GenBank genome assembly